AUGGAGUUGAAUGAUAAUAUAUAUGCCAACACAGAAUUUACUGAGGACAGUAAGUCUGAUGGAGAUGAGAGUGGGGACUCUUAUGAAAAUAUAUUCAUCAGUGAAGAAACCCUCCCUACGUCGAAACUGAGAGCGACACCAAAAGGAAACUCAGAUGUUCAGAACCCAGGAUGGAGGUACUUCAGCUCCAGUCUGUACUACAACUCUACUGACAAAAAGACAUGGAGUGAGAGCAGACAGUACUGCAGAGACAGAGGAGCAGACCUGGUGAUCAUAAACAGCAGAGAGGAACAGGAGUUUGUCUAUAACCUGAGAAAUGAUGACAGUACCUGGAUCGGUCUGACUGAUGAAGAAAGAGAGGAUGUCUGGAAAUGGGUGGAUGGCACAGCAUUGACCAGUCGGUACUGGCUGAAUGGUCAGCCUGACAGUCAAACAGGAGAUCAGGACUGUGUUGCUAUUCAGCAUAAAUCAAAUCCUUUGGAGAGCUGGAGAGACCAAGAAUGUGGCAUUAAACUGUACUGGAUCUGUGAGAUUGGAAAAUUCAGCUGA
Messenger RNA from Chanos chanos (milkfish), 549 nucleotides. Its product is annotated as C-type lectin domain family 4 member E-like. The record is from RefSeq and is a predicted model, not a curated record. The transcript has 4 exons. Bases 1 to 549 code for a protein of 182 amino acids. NCBI's taxonomy places the organism in Eukaryota, Metazoa, Chordata, Actinopteri, Gonorynchiformes, Chanidae.